AUGUCAUCUCCGCCAGGUCUACUGUUCGGUCCCCUGGACACUGUUGCCCUUGUGUUUAUUUUCAUUGGCUUUUCCGCUAUUGCUAUGUAUAAUAGUGUUGAGGUUUUUGGUCGUAUUUUUAUUGUGUUUAAACGCUAUACUGGUGUUUACUUCUACAGUUUGAUCGUCGCAACAUUAGGAAUCGCUUUCUAUCAGACCUUUAUCGUUCUUAUGAUUCUUACUCCUUGGAAUACGUAUGUUGUGAAUACGGGUGGUGCUCUUGGAUGGGCGGUUAUGGUUACUGCCCAAUCUGUGGUUUUAUGGUCUCGGCUUCAUCUUGUACUUCGCAAUCCCCGAGUACUAAGAUGGGUCUUGGGUAUGAUCAUUUUUAAUGCUAUUGCUUGUUCACUUACUGAAGUUGCUCUCUCGACUGUGGGAGUUUCAACUGGAUCCGUAUCUUCAUAUGAACCCUUUACUAUUAUAGACAAAGUUGGCGUGGUGGUAUUCGGUAUCCAGGAAGGUAUCAUUUCCGCCAUAUAUAUAUUUGAGACGCGGAAGCUUCUCAAGAAUAACGAAAUGAUUUGGAGAACGAACGCUAAAAAAGUCAUGAGAGAUCUCAUUAUCGCUAACAUUUUUAUCGUCAUAAUGGAUAUUAUCGUCCUUUUUCUGGAGUUUCUUGGUUACUGGGGCGUCUGGUGCAGCUUUAAAGGGAUGGCCUACAGCAUGAAGCUCAAGGUUGAAUUCAAUAUCCUUAACCAGCUUAAAGAUCUUUUGGGUCCCUCGCAAAAGAGCACAGCUUACAAUAUCGGCAAGAAGGGUACAUAUGAUCUAGAGCUCAAUGCUGUUGGAAGCCACACGAAGGACACUGGAAUCGUCUCCGCAAACGAGGAACGCGAAAUUAAUAUUCAUGCUUUGAAUAAUAAUCGCAUCCUUAGGACUACGGAUAUUACUUUGCAAACCGGCCAGGAAGACCCAAAGAAUAAAACCAAACACUACGGCCAUUCCUCUUCGCCAACAUCGUCAACGGUCGAGUUCGCUGUCAAAGGGGUAUAG
Venustampulla echinocandica is the source of this 1032-nucleotide messenger RNA. RefSeq lists its product as uncharacterized. The record is from RefSeq and is a predicted model, not a curated record. Bases 1 to 1032 code for a protein of 343 amino acids. The transcript has 2 exons. Lineage: Eukaryota; Fungi; Ascomycota; Leotiomycetes; Helotiales; Pleuroascaceae.